Messenger RNA from Wyeomyia smithii (pitcher-plant mosquito), 546 nucleotides. It is a transcript of the gene l(3)neo43, whose product is annotated as cytochrome c oxidase assembly protein COX16 homolog, mitochondrial. The record is from RefSeq and is a predicted model, not a curated record. Gene Ontology annotation, biological process: mitochondrial respiratory chain complex IV assembly. NCBI's taxonomy places the organism in Eukaryota, Metazoa, Arthropoda, Insecta, Diptera, Culicidae. The transcript has 2 exons. The coding region runs from base 137 to 466 and encodes 109 amino acids. Gene Ontology annotation, cellular component: mitochondrial inner membrane.
UUGUUUUGAUUUCUUGUUUACAAAGUGUUUCUAAGGGGACCAUAAGUUUAUCGCAGCGAAAUAAAUUUCGCUUACGUAAAUAAUAUUUGAUUAGAAGUGGUUCUGUGCGUUGGAACGAUUUAAACAGCGGAAAAACAUGGACACUCUUCAAAGGCGAUUGCAGUACUAUUCGAGGCAGAAGUUUUUUCGUUUCGGUGUACCUUUCCUAUGUCUAAUAGUUGGUGGAUCGUUUGGUUUGCAGCAGUUUGCUCAGCUUAGGUACACAUUCUCUAAAAAGGGAACUUUAACGCCAGAGGAAGCAGAGAAAUAUGGAAUAACGAUGAAAAAACCGGAAGAGGUAACACUGGAGACUGAGUAUGAGAAGGUGAAGUCCAUCGACAUAGACAACUGGGAUAACGUGCGUGGACCACGGCCCUGGGAGGAAGGCACAAUGGCCAACAGGCCACAGGCAAAGGCUGGUCACUGAAUUCUGUACUAAUGUUGACUAGCUUGAAUGUAGGUGUUUAUUUUCAGGAAAAUAAAUGCUUUUUGUAUAUAUAUUUGAGA